This is a messenger RNA of Penicillium angulare, 4755 nucleotides long. Its product is annotated as pentafunctional protein ARO1. The transcript has 3 exons. Gene Ontology annotation, molecular function: 3-dehydroquinate dehydratase activity; 3-phosphoshikimate 1-carboxyvinyltransferase activity; shikimate kinase activity. Bases 1 to 4755 code for a protein of 1584 amino acids. Gene Ontology annotation, cellular component: cytoplasm. The record is from RefSeq and is a predicted model, not a curated record. Lineage: Eukaryota; Fungi; Ascomycota; Eurotiomycetes; Eurotiales; Aspergillaceae. Gene Ontology annotation, biological process: aromatic amino acid biosynthetic process; chorismate biosynthetic process.
AUGGCCGAGCCCACCAAGAUCAGCAUCUUGGGUCGGGAGAGCAUUGUUGCUGACUUUGGUCUGUGGCGCAACUUCGUCGCAACAGACCUGGUCAACAACCUGCCCUCGACUACCUACGUCCUCGUUACCGAUACCAACCUCGGAUCUCUCUAUACCCCAAGUUUCGAAAAGGCCUUCCACGCCGCUGCUGCCUCCAUUUCCCCUGCUCCUCGUCUUCUGGUCUACAAUGCUGCUCCUGGCGAGAGCUCAAAAUCCCGCCAAACAAAAGCCGACAUUGAAGAUUGGAUGCUGAGCCAGAACCCACCAUGUGGACGAGAUACUGUUGUCAUUGCACUUGGCGGCGGCGUCAUUGGUGACUUGACUGGAUUCAUUGCGGCAACCUACAUGCGUGGUGUUCGUUAUGUGCAAGUCCCCACCACACUUUUGGCCAUGGUGGAUUCCUCAAUUGGAGGCAAGACUGCGAUUGAUACCCCCCUCGGAAAGAACCUGAUCGGUUCCAUUUGGCAACCAUCAAGAAUUUAUAUUGAUCUUGAGUUCUUGGAGACGCUGCCUGUGCGAGAGUUCAUCAACGGCAUGGCCGAGGUGAUCAAGACCGCCGCAAUCUCCAGUGAAAAGGAAUUCACAGCGUUAGAAGAUAAUGCCGAUGCCAUUCUCGGUGCUGUUCGCAGCGAGGCUAAACCUGGUCAAGGCCGCUUUGACGGUAUUCGUGAUAUUUUGAAGGCUCGAAUUCUUGCUUCCGCUCGCCACAAGGCAUUCGUUGUAUCUGCCGAUGAGCGGGAGGGUGGCCUCCGCAAUCUGCUGAACUGGGGCCACUCUAUUGGUCACGCCAUUGAAGCUAUUCUGACUCCACAAAUCCUCCAUGGAGAGUGUGUCGCUAUUGGUAUGGUCAAGGAGGCCGAGCUCGCUCGGCACCUUGGAAUUCUGAAGGGCGUUGCCGUUGCUCGUGUUGUCAAGUGUAUUUCCGCCUACGGCUUGCCUACUUCAAUGAAGGAUUCUCGUGUGCGCAAGCUGACUGCCGAUAAACACUGCUCUGUCGAGCAGCUGCUGUUCAACAUGGCUCUCGAUAAAAAGAAUGACGGCCCCAAGAAGAAGGUCGUUCUGCUGUCUGCAAUUGGACGUACUCAUGAACCCAAGGCUAGUGUUGUCUCCAACGAAAAUAUCGGCGUUGUUCUGGCUCCUAGUGUUGAGGUUCACCCCGGUGUGCCAAAGACUCUCAAUGUCACUUGCACACCUCCAGGAUCUAAGUCAAUCUCAAACCGUGCUUUAGUGCUUGCUGCGCUUGGCUCUGGUACCUGUCGCGUUAAGAACCUCUUGCACUCCGAUGACACCGAAGUCAUGUUGAACGCCCUUGAGCGACUGGGAGCAGCCACCUUCUCGUGGGAAGAUGAGGGCGAGGUCCUUGUCGUGAACGGAAAGGGAGGCAACAUUGUCGCCAGCCCUUCAUCCCUGUAUCUGGGUAACGCUGGAACUGCAUCCAGAUUCUUGACUACCGUAUCAACUCUUGCCACCCCAAGCAGUGUUGAUUCUACCGUUUUGACUGGUAACAACAGAAUGAAGCUGAGACCCAUUGGUGAUCUCGUUGAUGCUUUGACUGCCAACGGAGCUGGCGUCGAAUAUAUGGAGCGCAAAGGCAGCUUGCCCCUUAAGAUUGAUGCCUCUGGUGGAUUCGCCGGAGGUAAGAUUAACCUGGCCGCAAAGGUGUCCUCUCAAUAUGUCUCGUCACUUCUGAUGUGUGCCCCCUACGCCAAGGAGCCAGUCACCUUGAAAUUGGUUGGAGGAAAGCCUAUCUCCCAGCCCUACAUUGAUAUGACUACCGCAAUGAUGAGAUCUUUCGGUAUUGAUGUGCAAAAGUCCACCACAGAGGAGCACACCUACCAUAUUCCCCAGGGUAACUACGUGAACCCUGCUGAAUACGUCGUGGAAAGCGAUGCCAGCUCCGCUACUUACCCUCUCGCAAUUGCUGCUAUCACUGGUACAAAAUGUACCGUCCCUAACAUCGGCUCUGGAUCCCUGCAGGGUGACGCUCGCUUCGCGGUUGAGGUCCUGAGGCCCAUGGGCUGCUCAGUUGAGCAAACUGAAUCAUCCACCACUGUUACCGGACCUAGUGAUGGUAUUCUUCGUCCUCUGACAAACGUGGAUAUGGAGCCUAUGACCGAUGCUUUCCUCACUGCCUCUGUUCUUGCAGCCGUUGCUCAGGGCGAGGGCUCAAACCAUACCACCCGCAUCUACGGAAUUGCCAACCAGCGUGUCAAAGAGUGUAAUCGUAUUAAGGCCAUGAAAGAUGAAUUGGCCAAGUUCGGUGUCAUUUGUCGUGAACAUGAUGAUGGUAUUGAAAUUGAUGGUAUCCCACGAUCCAACCUGCGUCUCCCAUCCGGUGGUAUCUUCUGUUACGAUGACCACCGUGUCGCUUUCAGCUUCAGUGUUUUGUCGCUUGUUACACCUCAACCUACCCUCAUUCUGGAGAAGGAGUGUGUCGGAAAGACAUGGCCUGCUUGGUGGGAUGCUUUGAAGGGCAUCUGGAAUGUCAAACUUGAGGGCAAGGAAUUGAGCGAGGAGGAGUUGGCCGUCUCCACCCAGGAAGAAAAGGCCAGUGCCUCUAUUUUCAUCAUCGGUAUGCGUGGUGCCGGAAAGACUACUGCUGGCAGUUGGGUUGCGAAGAGUCUCGAUCGUCCCUUCAUCGAUCUCGAUACCGAGUUGGAGACUUCAGAGGGUAUCACAAUCCCCAACAUGAUCAAGGAACGUGGCUGGCAAGGAUUCCGUGAUGCCGAACUCGCUACGCUCAAGCGCUGCAUGGCAGACCGUCCAAAUGGCUAUGUCUUUGCAUGCGGUGGUGGCGUGGUAGAGAUGCCCGAGGCACGCAAGCUUCUCACUGAAUGGCACACAAGCAAGGGUAAUGUGCUUCUGGUCAACCGCGACAUUAACUUGGUUAUGGACUUCUUGAACAUUGACCAGACCCGACCUGCCUAUGUGGAGGAUAUGAUGGGCGUGUGGCUCCGUCGAAAGCCUUGGUUCCAACAGUGCAGCAACAUUCAGUACUACAGCCAACGCUCCACAAAAUCAGAGCUUGCCCUGGCAUCAGAAGACUUCAACCGCUUUAUGAAGGUCGUCACUGGCCAAGUGGACAGCCUUAGCCUCAUUCAGAAGAAGGAGCAUAGUUUUUUCGUCUCUCUGACACUGCCAGACCUCCGUGACAGUAGCAAGAUUUUGAGCGAGGCAUGCAUUGGAUCUGAUGCUGUAGAAUUACGUGUUGACCUGCUCGAGGACCCCAAGUCUGAUAGUGAUAUCCCCUCCGUCGAUUAUGUUAAUGAGCAAAUGACCUUCCUUCGUAAGCGUGUUGGUCUUCCUCUUAUCUUCACCAUCCGCACCAAGAGCCAGGGUGGUCGCUUCCCUGACGAUGCUCAUGAGGCUGCAAUGGAGCUGUACCGCUUGGCGUUCCGCUCCGGGUCCGAAUUUGUGGAUCUCGAGAUUGCCUUCCCCGAUGACAUGCUCAACGCUAUUACUGCCAUAAAAGGUCACUCCAAGAUUAUUGCAUCCCACCAUGAUCCUCAAGGAAAGCUCUCAUGGUCUAACAUGUCUUGGAUUCCUUCCUACAACCGGGCUUUGGAGUAUGGUGAUGUGAUCAAGCUGGUGGGCGUUGCUAAAAGUCUUGAUGAUAACACUGCUCUGCGCAAAUUCAAGAACUGGGCCGCUGAGGCGCACGACAUCCCCUUGAUCGCCAUCAACAUGGGUGACAAUGGUCAGCUGAGUCGCAUUCUGAAUGCCUUCAUGACCCCCGUGUCUCACCCUAGCCUCCCCUUCAAGGCGGCCCCUGGCCAGCUUUCCGCCACUGAGAUCCGCAGGGGUUUGUCGCUGAUGGGUGAGAUCAAGGCCAAGAAGUUCGCUAUCUUCGGCUCUCCUGUGUCUCAAUCGAGAAGCCCACCUCUUCACAACACUCUUUUCGCCGAAAUGGGUCUUCCCCAUGACUACGGCCGUCUGGAGACCACCAACGUAGAAGAUGUAAAGGAUUUCAUUCAUGCACCCGACUUCGGUGGUGCAUCUGUGACCAUCCCCCUGAAGCUUGACAUCAUGCCCCUUCUGGAUGAAGUCGCCCAGGAAGCCGAGAUCAUCGGUGCGGUCAACACAAUUGUCCCUGUGCAGCAAGCCGACAAGUCUCAAAAGCUCGUCGGUUACAACACUGAUUGGCAAGGAAUGAUCAACUCCCUGCGCAAUGAGGGAUUCUACGGAUCCGCAGGUAACGAAAGUGCCGUGGUCAUUGGUGGCGGUGGCACUGCUCGUGCUGCCAUCUACGCUCUCCACCAAAUGGGCUUCUCCCCGAUCUACGUUGUCGGCCGUACCGCUAGCAAACUCGAGGGCAUGGUAUCUACUUUCCCAACUAGCUACAACAUACGUGUUGUUGACAACUACGCUCAAGUGGAUUCUAUUCCACGUGUUGCUGUUGGAACCAUCCCCGCUGAUCGACCUAUCGACCCUACCAUGCGCGAAACCCUCUGCAAGAUGUUCGAGCAUGCUCAAGAAGCCGAUGGAAAACUGAUUGGCAAGUCUGUCGAUGGGCAAUCUCCCCGCGUUCUGCUUGAGAUGGCCUACAAGCCUUCUGUGACGGCAUUGAUGCAGCUCGCUACUGAUGCGGGUUGGAAGACUAUCCCUGGGCUUGAGGUCCUUGUUGGUCAAGGUGUUCACCAGUUCGUCAAGUGGACCGGCAUCACACCCUUGUACAAUGACGCCAGAGAUGCGGUCAUGGGUACAAAAUCGGUUUGA